Paramecium sonneborni is the source of this 753-nucleotide messenger RNA. The record is from the annotation of a GenBank genome assembly. Lineage: Eukaryota; Ciliophora; Oligohymenophorea; Peniculida; Parameciidae.
AUGAUAUCUAAAGAUAAUUACACAUGUCCAAUUUGUUUAGGAGUUUUUGUAGAACCUUGCAAAUUAUAAUGUCAACAUAUUUUUUGCUUAUCUUGCCUGCUUAAUUUAGUUGAUUUUAAUUUCCUUUAAUAUAAAUGUCCUAUGUGUCGAAAUGAAUUUAUGAAUAAUAAUAGCCCUUUUUAAAUUGAUUAAGAAACGCAAAUCUUGGUUUAGACUUAUUUCAAAGAAGAAUUUCUUCUAAGACAAGAAGAAAUUACCAAAAUUCAAUAAUAGAAACAGAAUGAAAUGAGAAUUAGAGUUAAUUAUGGCAAUUCUUAUAACUACUUGGAGGAAGAGAAAAAUAACAAACACUUAUGGACUGUUUUUGUAAAUCUUGAUUAUACUAACAUAUAUGAUUAAGCUACUUUAAAUCAAAUGAAAUUAUUGGAUUUAAUUGAAAGUGUGACGUUUUAUUUAGAUGAAACUUUUGAUCCAGAUCAAAUUAUAAUAAAAUAUCCACCAUUUUAAUUAACUAGAAAAGGAUGGGAUGUUUUUAGUAUUCCGAUAAAGAUCUAAUUCAAAAAAUAAUAUAAGCUCAAUCCAAUUGAAAUAGAACAUCAUCUUGUUUUUUAGAACGAUGGGAUACUUAAAACUUAAAUUAGUAAAAUAAAUGCAAAUAAUAUUAUAAAAUAAUUAGAUGAGUAAAAAUAGAUUGAAUUGUAAAAAAAAUAGAAACAAGUUGGGGUAAAAAAUAAACAAUUUUGGAAAAUAUGA